AUGGAAUCUUCUGAAUUGAACAAUUCAACACGACAAAUGAUGUUAUUACGUCUUCCACCUGAAAUAUUAGGGAAAAUAUUUCUUUUAACAACUCUUCAAACACGUACAAAAACGAUCGCAAGCGUUUGUAAAUCAUUAAAUUAUUUCAUAUUUAAUCAUGAUAUUUUAUGGUCAAGGCUAAAUUUAAAUACACUCGCAAAUAUCUCUGAUGAAACAAUUCCACCUAUGUUUAACACCCACUUACGUCAAGAAACGAAAAUUUAUAUCAGAGAACUAUAUUUAAACGAUGUAAAGAUUACAACUAAAGGUCUAA
Molecule: messenger RNA, 313 nt
Organism: Racocetra fulgida
Lineage: Eukaryota; Fungi; Glomeromycota; Glomeromycetes; Diversisporales; Gigasporaceae
Source: the annotation of a GenBank genome assembly